Gregarina niphandrodes is the source of this 987-nucleotide messenger RNA. Its product is annotated as kelch repeat protein. NCBI's taxonomy places the organism in Eukaryota, Apicomplexa, Conoidasida, Eugregarinorida, Gregarinidae. The coding region runs from base 1 to 987 and encodes 328 amino acids. Gene Ontology annotation, molecular function: protein binding. The record is from RefSeq and is a predicted model, not a curated record. The transcript has a single exon.
AUGUGGUCGAAAAGACCGUGUGGUGGUAAGCCUGUUGUGUAUGUAGAUGAGGAUGUGUGGACGGUGCUAAAUGACGGGUCGGAAGAGGCUCCUUCUCGGCGCAAGGGAGUUCCUUUAGUGUACAGUGCGCAGGACCAGAGUCUGUACUUGUUCGGGGGUGCUGGUCCGGGAUUGAACUUUAACGACCUAUGGAAGUUUGACUUAAUCGAGCGUCGAUGGUACAACGAAUCGACGAAGUGCAUGGACGCCUGGAGUGGUCACCACAGUGGGGAAGACGUUCCGUAUCCGGUGCCGCGAGCGUACCACGUGCUGCAGAUAUUCAACUCGAAGCUGGUGGUGUACGGCGGGUACGGCGUAAAUGACGACUCGGAAAUGUAUUGGGAAUAUGACCUCCGGACUCACCAAUGGAAGAAUGUUAUAUUUAGGGACGCCAACCCGGGCCUGAGGUUCGGACUGGCGGCCUGCAUCCACAACGAGAGUCUAUACAUUUGCACAGGCCAGCUGCAAAGUCGACUGGUCUCCAGCACGCUGUGGCGACUGGACCUGCGCUCCAAGACCUGGCAGCAGGUAGUGGCCACCGGGGCGCCGCCUACGCCGCGAACCUACGCUGCUCACACGCUCCUUCGGCCCCACGGACGCUGGCUCAUCCACGGCGGCUCCUCCUCCGACACAGUCUUCAACGACACCUACGAACUAGACCUAAACACCUUCCACUGGCACCCCUCCCUCAUCCUCUGCACUCCACCGACUCUAGAGGGGCACACCCUCGACGCCUUGCAGACCCAGUGGGAGUCCACUUGUCUCUUCCUCCUCGGCGGUGCAACCAGUGGACCCAUUGUACCCUCAGGCCCCAUCGCCAGAUGCGACCUCUUCCUACGCGGCCUCUCCUCUCAACUCAAAGUGGAAGAUUUCUGCAUCAGGCUUCCCAUCGUCGCCGAUAUGCUCUGGGAUCUCCAUCGAUCCAGGAUAGCCGCGCAGGAAAAGUAA